AUGUACCCCUUGGAACGUGGACCCCUAGCGAACAUUCCUGCAACAGGGCCAGCGCCGGUGCUUGUACGGCCAGCUGAGCUGCACAAGGUUGUGCUGGACUGGGAGAGGUUGGCCUUGCACAUCGAAGGCGACAACGAGAGCAAGGAAAAGCUCGGCUGGGUUCGGGAGAUGUACGCCUUCUCCAUUGCCUGUGCCCUGAACGACGUGCACCUGGACCUGAGACCUGUCCCCAGCAACCCGUUGAUCGUGCAGCCGCCCGCCGAUUCCACGCUCGGGGAGGCGGCCAUGUACCACUACACCUGGGGGUCGGCAUUUCUGGAUGGGGCAGGCAACAAGGUGUACGAGUUUGACAAGAGACAGUACACUGCGGCUGAUCUGCAAUUCAAGGUUCCCAUUUUGGCGACACCGCCACCCUUUCAAGAAGGCUGGAAAUUGCAUGACUCAUCGCCAGUUAGCCAAGAGAAGUACGGUUUGGUCAAGGACAUGAUCGAUAGGAUGAACGAAGGAAUCAGGGCGCUUCCCGUGCUGCCAAUUGAUGCGCAGUCCAAACUCCAGUAG
This is a messenger RNA of Ostreobium quekettii, 558 nucleotides long. NCBI's taxonomy places the organism in Eukaryota, Viridiplantae, Chlorophyta, Ulvophyceae, Bryopsidales, Ostreobiaceae. The record is from the annotation of a GenBank genome assembly.